UUGCCGUGCACCAGCGUUUGAAUCAAAAAACAAUGAUAGAGAAAUUCAAAUUUAAUAAUGUUAUAAUUAUAGAAUAUUGCGUCGGGCGAAGUGAAUGCCCCUCUCCAAAUCAACCUUAAAUAUUUUUAGCGAGACGCUUUUUGUGCCGUUUAAAUUCGUAGUGGGUAACGUGCGAAAAUAUGGCCGGUUUUAGUUGUUUUGUAUUUAUCGUAUUCAUUAGCCGAUGCUACAGUUUAAGGAGUUCUUAUACCGCCGCAGUCGUCAAUUAUUUACACAUAUACGCCGAUUAUCCCAAAGAAUUAUUUAAGGAAAAUGUGGAACAGUACGUUAAUUUGAUGCGAAACGCUUCCAGAGAGUACGCUGAUAUUAUAGUUUUCCCAGAAUAUGGAUUGGUCGACUUGUACACGAUAUACUCGGCGGUAGAUAAAAAUAUUACGGAAUUGGAAAAAUACAGUUCUUAUAUACCUGAACCGUCGGAAAAAGUCGUUCCUUGCGAAGAUUCAAAGUACCAAAAGUAUGAGCAGCAAUUGGUGGAGAUUUCUUGUGCGGCACGUAUUCACGCCAUUUACACUGUAAUUAAUCUUCCAGAAAAGGCGAUUAAUAAGGAUACUGGUGAAAUGGAGUUUUAUAACACGAAUGCCAUUUUGGAUAAAUCGGGAACUGUGAUAGCAAAAUUUCGUAAAAUAAACCUCUCGGAAGAACCUUUUUUUGAACCUGGCACAGAGAUAGUUACUUUUACGACAGAUUUUAAUGUAACGUUUGGCAUAUUCACGUGCUUUGAUUUACUUUUUCAGUAUCCGGCACUAGAUAUAUUGUCCGGUACGAAUGUCACCGACAUCAUCUUUCCAACAGCUUGGUAUUCCAAAACGCCAUUCAUACAGGGAUUGAGCAUUCAGCACGGAUAUGCCAAAUCGAAAGGUGUAAAUAUGUUAGUUUCUGCAUUACAAGAACCUGACAAUUCGGACGGAGGUAGCGCCAUUUACCUGAGCGAUGGCAGUAUCGCCGAAGCAUUUAUUACAAAUAAGCGCGAAAGCAGAGUAUUGAUUCAUGAUGUGCCUAUAGUUAAGACACGAGCGCCUAGUACAUGCGAGACAUUCAAUAAAACAAUUAAGAAAUCCUCACAGAAGGAGGAAUUUAGAGAUAUCGACAAUUUUCCAUUAAAGCGAGAUACUACAACUGGUUAUAUUUACGAAUCGCUUGGGAAACGUGGAAAGACAUUGACACGUGUUUGUACAGAUAACGAAGACUUCUGCUGCAUUUUCAAUAUAACCGUGGAUAAUUCUUCAGUUCCAAAACCAGACUAUGGACACAGAAUAACAAUUUACAAAGGGCUCACCUCUUAUGGAAGUAAAAUUCUCGGUGGCAUUAGAGUGUGUGCCCUAGUUGCUUGCCUGAACGAAACGGAAGAGUCCUGCGGAUUUAGAACUAAUACAUCACACAAAUCAGCCAAAUUUAAAAGUAUCGAAAUACAAGCGGUCGUCGACAUAACUAACGAUACCCACAAUCAACCUUCCACACUGAAAGCGGAUUUAACGCCCGUUUCAGAUUACGUUUAUUGUGAAACAAUGAUUAGCGAAUCGAAAAUGAAGAUCAAAAUGGCGAUAACAUCUCCUCAAGACUCUCUCGUCACAUUUGGCAUAUAUGGCAGAAUGUAUGGCCUGGAUGCACUUCAGGAGGAUAUAGCAGCUGCGACUGCGCUCCCGGUAGAGAAAGGAGUGUUAAAUGUAGGUAUUAUUAUAGCCAUAGUUUGUGUUAGUACUUUACUUUUAGUUGUGACCGCUGUAAUAUUAUGGAAGUUUUGUACAAAAUUUGAUUAAAAAUAUUUUUAUACUA
This is a messenger RNA of Photinus pyralis (common eastern firefly), 1833 nucleotides long. Its product is annotated as vanin-like protein 2. Bases 180 to 1817 code for a protein of 545 amino acids. NCBI's taxonomy places the organism in Eukaryota, Metazoa, Arthropoda, Insecta, Coleoptera, Lampyridae. The record is from RefSeq and is a predicted model, not a curated record. The transcript is spliced from 8 exons.